GCCUGACCGGCCUGGCUUCCCUAACCUGACAGCCGCCAUUUCGGAGCUAACUUCCUGGCCCUCCUUUAGCGACCUCGCGCCUUCAGGCCCAGGAACACCUGUGCCCCCGGCGCCGUCUGGCACUACUGGCUUCAUGGAGCCGAGCUUCCCAGUGACGUCGUACGCGGAGACUUCCGGUUCCUGCUCUUGAGGUUGGACUCUCACGUGCGGGCGUUUCCAGCAGUGGCUCCUGCAGCCUUUUAAUGGAAGGGCUGGUGCCCUGGGAGGAAAAUGCAGAAUCAGCAGCCUCCAUCCCUAUCCAGAGAUUAAACUCCAUGAAACCAUUGCAUUUGUGCCUUGUUAACAGAUGGGGAAAGCAAAAGAGAAUGAAAACGCACUCAGCUAGCUGGUGCUGCCUGAGCAUCUAGAAAAUUCUUCACACAGUCAUCAUGGGUAUUCGAGGACUAAUGAGUUUUGUGGAAAAUCACAGUAAUGAGUUCUUCACUGAUUUGAAGUUGCGAGACACAAAAAUUGUCAUUGAUGGCUAUGCUCUCUUCCAUCGUCUUUGCUUCAACUCAAACUUGGAACUUCGGUAUGGAGGGGACUAUGAUUCUUUUGCAGAUGUUGCACAAAAAUUCUUUGAAUCGCUGUUUGCUUGUAAUAUCUGUCCAUAUGUUGUAUUAGAUGGAGGAUGUGACAUUUCUGAUAAAAAGCUUAAAACGUUAAAGGAUCGCGCUAGAGAGAAGAUCCAGAUGGCUCAUUCCCUUUCUGUUGGUGGGGGUGGAUAUGUGUGUCCCUUACUCAUCCGGGAAGUGUUCAUACAGGUUUUGAUCAAGCUACAGGUGUGUUUUGUCCAGUGCUUUUCAGAAGCUGAUCGGGACAUCAUGACACUGGCUAAUCAUUGGAAUUGCCCUGUGUUAUCAUCUGAUAGUGACUUUUGCAUCUUUGACCUAAAAACUGGGUUUUGCCCAUUGAAUAGCUUUCAGUGGAGAAAUGUGAACACUAUCAAAGGCACACAAGACUGCUAUAUCCCUGCCAAAUGCUUUUCCCUUGAUGCACUCUGCCAUCACUUCAGUAAUAUGAAUAAAACUCUACUACCUCUCUUUGCGGUGCUAUGUGGAAAUGAUCACAUUAAUCUGCCCAUCAUCGAGACAUUCUUAAGUAAAGUACGUCUUCCUCUUGGAGCUACCGGUUCUAAGGGGAGGAGACACCACCGAGUAUUAGGACUUCUGAAUUGGUUAUCUCAUUUUGCCAACCCUGCUGAAGCACUUGAUAAUGUUCUGAAAUAUCUUCCAAAAAAGGAUCGCGAAAAUGUUAAGGAAAUUCUCUGCUGUUCCAUGGAAGAAUACCAGCAAUCUCAGGUGAAGCUGCAGGACUUUUUCCAGUAUGGUACUUAUACCUGUCCAGCCACCUUGAAUCUGGAUUUACCAGAAUGGGUAUUAGUGGCUUUGGCCAAAGGCCAGCUAUCUCCUUUCAUCAGUGAUGCUUUGGUGCUAAGAAGGACCAUUCUCCACACACAGGUGGAAAAUAUGCAGCAACCAAAUGCCCACAGAGUAUCUCUGCCCAUCCGGCAGAUCAUCUAUGGGCUUCUUUUGAAUGCCUCUCCCCGUCUGGAAAAUAUGUCCUGGAAUGCAUUGCCUUCUCAGCCUCUAGCUUUCAGCGAAGUGGAAAGGAUUAAUAAAAAUAUCAAAACAUCGAUUGUUAAUGCAGUAGAACUGCCCAAGGAUCAUUCUGACUUAAGCAAGUUGACUGAGCUCUCCUUGGCCAGACGGCAGAUACUUCUAUUAGAAACCCUGAAGGUGAAACAGGCCAUCCUGGAACGAAUCCCUUCUUCAUUGAAGCUGCCCAUUUCUGUCAGUUGCUACUGGUUGCAGCACACAGAGUCCAAGGCAAAGCUACAUCACCUCCAGGCCUUACUGCUAGGGAUGCUGAUGGGGCCCUUGCAUGCCAUAAUAACCAGCCCUGGAAUUGUGGACCCCGCACCCAGGCAGGCUCAGUGCCUUGCUGCUCGCUAAUUGGUAAAAGAUAAGGAAGAUCUGCAGGAGGAUGGUGCUAGGAUGUUGUAUGAAGAGUUCCAGAGAGUGAAGGAGCAGACGCGGCCGGGCACGAGACUGGACUUAGACACAGCUCACAUCUUCUGUCAGUGGCAGUGCUGUCUG
Messenger RNA from Ailuropoda melanoleuca (giant panda), 2138 nucleotides. It is a transcript of the gene ASTE1, whose product is annotated as asteroid structure-specific endonuclease 1. NCBI's taxonomy places the organism in Eukaryota, Metazoa, Chordata, Mammalia, Carnivora, Ursidae. Gene Ontology annotation, molecular function: nuclease activity. The transcript is spliced from 6 exons. The record is from RefSeq and is a predicted model, not a curated record. The coding region runs from base 429 to 1994 and encodes 521 amino acids.